Molecule: messenger RNA, 664 nt
Organism: Hibiscus syriacus
Lineage: Eukaryota; Viridiplantae; Streptophyta; Magnoliopsida; Malvales; Malvaceae
Product: basic leucine zipper 43-like
Exons: 1
Coding region: 13-588 (191 amino acids)
Biological process (GO): regulation of DNA-templated transcription
Molecular function (GO): DNA-binding transcription factor activity
Source: RefSeq, a predicted model, not a curated record
UAUUCGAUCCGUAUGGAAGUUCCCGGUUUCGAUGUUCAUCGCGAACAUCAACCCCAUGGAAGCCUCAUUCAAAGCUUCUUUGCUGUCUGUCCUUCACAGAAAACGUUAACAACCUCUGCAGCAACUGACUUCGAUAUGGAGUCAUGGGAUGGAAACUCGUCAUCUCCUCAACACCCUGAUUCCGGCAUUUUCUCCAACAGGUUCUCGCCCAACACUCAAAUCCAUCUUUUCUCGCCCAACGCAUCGUCUCCGAGCAACGAAGACGAGGCAAGAGUGUGUCAGCAGAGCAUCGUCUUCGAUGAGAAGAGGCUGAGGAGAAUGAUAUCGAACAGGGAAUCCGCGAGGAGAUCGAGGAUGAGAAAGAAGCAGCAGAUUGAAGAGCUUCAAUCACAGGUUAAUCAACUUCAAACUGUUAAUCGUCAGCUUUCGCAAAAGGUGAUCAAUCUGUUGGAGAACAACCAUGAGAUUCUCCAAGAGAAUACUCAGCUCAAAGAGAAAGUUUCUACCCUUCACGUGGUGCUUUCUGAUGUGUUUGCGCCUCUCAGGAAUUCAAAUGAUUCCUCCAUGAAACCUAAAUCAGAUUCUUAGAGAUGCUAAUAUAAGUAUCAUCUAAUUCGGGGUAUACAUAUACAUAUACAAAACGAGUUUUUAAGGUUAAAAUGGA